Lodderomyces margitis is the source of this 780-nucleotide messenger RNA. RefSeq names its product 6-phosphogluconolactonase (gene SOL3). Bases 1 to 780 code for a protein of 259 amino acids. The record is from RefSeq and is a predicted model, not a curated record. The transcript has a single exon. Lineage: Eukaryota; Fungi; Ascomycota; Pichiomycetes; Serinales; Debaryomycetaceae. Gene Ontology annotation, molecular function: 6-phosphogluconolactonase activity. Gene Ontology annotation, biological process: pentose-phosphate shunt; carbohydrate metabolic process.
AUGCCUGUCGAAGUUUAUUCCUAUUCCGAGCAAGUUGACCUUGCAAAUGCUGUUGGAAGAUACAUUAUCAAACACCAAAACGAAGCUGUCAAAACAAACGGAUCUUUCAAGAUCGCUCUUUCAGGAGGCUCUCUCGGUAAAGUUUUGAAAGAGGCAUUGAUUGAUAAUAAAGACAUUGGAGCUGAAGUUCAGUGGGAGAAAUGGGAGGUGUACUUUAGUGAUGAAAGACUUGUGCCAUUGAACCAUGAGGAUUCCAACUAUGGUCUUUUCCACGAGAAGGUACUUAAAAGCCUUCCUGCAAAUUCUGCAAAGCCGAAAGUGCACACCAUUGAUGAGUCGCUAUUGACGGGUAAAGAUGGACAAGUAGAAGGUGCUGAUGUCGAAAAGGAUAAGGAAAUUGCUAAACGAUAUGCUGCUCUUUUGCCCCACAAGCUCGACGUUAUAUUGCUAGGAUGUGGUCCAGAUGGUCAUACAUGUUCGUUAUUCCCAGGACACAAGCUCCUCAAAGAAAGAGCCCAAUUGGUUUCAUACAUAAAUGAUUCUCCAAAACCACCCCCAAGAAGGAUUACCAUCACAUUGCCCGUUUUGGAAAAUGCAACUGCGAUCGCCUUUGUGGCUCAAGGGGCAGGAAAAGCACCAAUUUUGAAAGAGAUUUUCAAUGACCCUAAGAGUGAGUUGCCAUCCAAGUUGGUUACUGAUAUUACUUCGGGAACUGAAAUCAGCUGGUUUGUCGACUCCCCUGCGAUUGAAGGCGCAGACGUGUUGAGUAGCAAGUAUUAG